This is a messenger RNA of Suillus clintonianus, 2284 nucleotides long. RefSeq lists its product as uncharacterized. NCBI's taxonomy places the organism in Eukaryota, Fungi, Basidiomycota, Agaricomycetes, Boletales, Suillaceae. The transcript has 2 exons. The record is from RefSeq and is a predicted model, not a curated record. The coding region runs from base 449 to 2185 and encodes 578 amino acids.
UGGCCUCUUGAUCAUCGCCGAUCCGGGUAUAUCUAGUCCAGACUUGACUGUGUAGUCUAGACUGAUCAGUGAUUAACGGCCAUGCGCGUGCAAUUGAUGUUGUCUUCGGAUAUGAUCGCAUUAUGUCCGCUGGUCCAGACCCCCAACACAGUUUAGACACUUCGCGACUUCGAGUCAAGCAGUAAAUUGUUAGCGGACUGAUCCAGACCCCCAAGAGCAGUUUCCGCAGUCAUCUGUUUUGUCUUCUUUUUGAAGAUGGUGCCAACAAAGGAACAUUCGUGGGUGGUUUUGUGGUCACAUGUGGACGUUCGAUUGCAAGCGGAAAGCGGUGUCACGCUCCGAGCUUUUAUACCUCCGCUAGACUGCUGGCUGACAGUAAGAUUUACUACCACACACCCACGUCGCUCACAUCCAACUAAUCGAUUUUUUUCUCUGUAUCCCGUACUAAAUGACCUCUCCACCACAUCCUCAUCCGCCUCAAAAAGUUGCUUGCAACGAACCAGAAAACGAUGAUCCAUCUUCGCCACCUCCGUCACCCACUAAACGAUCUUUUGCCUUUACCGACGAGGCGGAUCAUACACCAAACUCUCUUGGUUAUUUCAAACGUCGUCACGUACACAGUGAUGGAGAAGCAGCCAAACGAGCACCGCUUGGUAAGUUUAGCGCCUACCACAGCUCUGAUGCUAUUGCGCUGGAACACACUGUAAACCCAGAUCCCUUGUCAGCUUCAGAGAUUGACAACAAACCGCGCAGCGAUCCAAGAUGGUCAGAAACAUCAUUACACUCCCUUGCCACUGCCCCUGAACCGCGAUCGUGUGAUGCAAACUACAGCAUCCCAAAUGACGGAGCUGAGGAUGAAGUCAUUUGCUCGUGGCCCCCUGCCGUCCAGAGUGGCAGAGCUGACAGUACAGCUGGAGGUAGUCGCAGAGAACGGCCGCAACUUAUCCGUGGCGCAAGGUAUAGCUCCGAUGCACGGGAAUCGAUUCGCGCCUCAGCAGCUGGAUCCGUAUCAGCGUGGCCGCCACCGUUGGGGAGUCGGUCCGACCUUUCCUCACCAGAGCGCAGGGCGUCGUCUCGCGAGUGGAAUGUGGACAAGGUGACGCAGCCCAUAAAAUCGCGUACCUCAUCCAUGCCAUACGUCCGGCGUCCUCCUCGGGAACUUUGGAAGCCCGAAUCCUCAUCUAACGAACCUGUGCGGACGGUUUACGGCCUCAUGGACAACCGUGAUUCAAUAUUGGAUUCUUCUCCGCCACCUGGACUUACAAGACGCAGGGGAUCCGUGCCCGAUAUAACUGGAGGCGGUGCUCGGUCAUUAUCACCGACGCCAGGCAGUAAACCACCGCGUGCCGAUGAAUCCAAGUACUCGCGACCCAUAGGUGCCGAACAAAGUAGAGUGGUGUCAAUGACACCGCGACGAUCUAGGUCGUUGCCUCCUGCAAGCUUACAGUCGUCUAAACCAAGCGAUGCAGAUAAUAGUACCCGAAGACACCAUUUCCAGCUAGAUUCCAUUGCUACAUGGCAUGGUACUUACCUUCCGGGAGAUCCACUUACUUGUGGCGUGUUGAAAGAAUCUCCAUCUGAUUUACCAAUCACUAGGGAUGAAUUCUUUCGUCUUGUACGACAAGCUCAUUACAAUAAACAUACUUCGAAGAUUUUUUCUCCUCUCAGCCCCCUCCAAAAUCCACAGCCCGACUCCUCCCUGACUACCAAUGAAACAUAUCGGUACUUCAGUCCAUCCAAUAUGCCCAAUGUGCGAUCAGCGCGAUACCACAAGAAAAAGAAAGGACAAGACGAGCGAGACAGAAAUCUCUGCGAUCCUCUCCAGCCACUUGUAAUAACAGCGGAGUGUACGCACUGCCAGGAAUGCAUACGCGACACGUUAGGCAAACGACUGCUAGCCAGGGAUUAUCGACGCAGGUGCCAGGCUGCCAUCAUGUUGAGGACCACCCCCCUCAUGCACCAGCCUUUAAUCUCGUCCUCCUACAAUAUAGAUGAAGAUGAGAAAAGUCUUUGGAAAGAGGUGACAGCCGCCACUUCCACCGAGCCCUUACCAGGUAGUCCUCGCUGGCGGGACAGGAAUGACUCUGAUGAUGACGACUACCCGGAGAUACCAGAUGAGAAUCUGCAUUCGGACGAAGAAGAUGCGAAGCUUGGGGGUGGAGGAACGUCUGGGAACGUCUGCUGAAGGUUGAUAGCAUGCAAUGUAUCAAUAGAAAGUUUUCAUGAACACUGCUAAUCUAGUGCUACUUGGAUAAGCGUUUGCAUCAUACUGCUCGUACACGAG